Messenger RNA from Pyricularia pennisetigena, 2997 nucleotides. RefSeq lists its product as uncharacterized. NCBI's taxonomy places the organism in Eukaryota, Fungi, Ascomycota, Sordariomycetes, Magnaporthales, Pyriculariaceae. The transcript has 3 exons. The coding region runs from base 1 to 2997 and encodes 998 amino acids. The record is from RefSeq and is a predicted model, not a curated record.
AUGAAUGGCGCUGGCCCGAGGAUGGACUACGGCUACGAUGCCGCCGGCCCAACUCCCCCUUCAUCGCAAACUUCGUCGGCUAUUGCCCCAAGCGGCAAGAUCCUCAUGGAUGGGUACAGGAACGACAUUAUGGGUGGCUUAGGCACUAGCCAACCUCGCUAUAACCCGACCAUGCCGGCGACGCAGAUGAACCUGGACCGAACACAAAGCUCCGUACUCGUCGAUCUCAACGAUCCCAUACAAGUCCACCUCUUGACCGAAACCGCCUUGUCAGACAGCAAGGAGUAUGAGAUUUUGUCGCAGGAGGAGGUGGAUAGUCUGAAGAAGCAGGUCACUUCAUUGACGCAGCGCAUAGAGCAGGCCCGCGCAAACCUGGCCGUGCAGUCCAAAUAUCUGGACGCAGCAAGGUCCAUGGCCAAGCUGUACUCGACAAAGAAGAAGGGCGCAUUGCUGGGAAAUGUUAGGACGAGUGUGGAAGGCUCUGCAAAGGACGCCGAAGCCGAGCGUCAGGCUUGCGAGAAGAGGUGUGAGGACUUGGCAUCGGAACUUUUCCAGCUGGAGCGCCGCUUGAUGGAGCCACAGCGGCGGCUGUUCCAGCACACAGCUGGCAUUUUACAGCUUACCCAUCGGGCAUCCAAGAACCCAAGCUCGUUAACAGAUGGGGCGAACCAAAAUGGCAUUCCGGGGAGCCCGGAGAGCCUCUACACUUAUAACAAUCUUCGUUAUAGCAUCGCGGAGGGUUCGGCCGAGGACGCUUUCUUUGACGACCGGAGUCUCUACAUGACCCUGGAGGAGCUGGAUGAGAGAUCGGGACGUCCCACGGCGAAUCGCGCAAACGCCAUUGCCAUUCCGCUAAAGUCCCCCGUGAGGGAACAGACGAACCAACUGCGUGAGGAAUCCGAUCGUCUGAAAACGGAGCGAGAUGAACUUCGCGCGACUGUCGACUCAGUGCAACUCGAAAUGGACGCGCUACGGAGAGAGAGUCAGGAAAAGCUAAAGCUAGUGUCCCUUACCGAACGUAAGUUGGAGGGACUGAGUCGACAGCUGAGGGAUCUUAUCGUUGAGUUGAACCCCACGAAGAACAACGGAUAUCAGAAGGCACCGUCAGGAAGCCUGGAACCGGGCGACAUGAUAGGCAGCCAUCUGGAAUUUCUGGCAAAGGGUCUCAUAAGUAUUCAGGAGGAACAGCGCUCGAUAGUCGCACAGAACUCGGAGGGUUCGAGGGAUGCAGAGAUGGCAGCGUCUCGAGCCGCAGCGACCCUUUCCCAGGCCGAAGACAGGUUCAUUGCCUUAAAUCGACAGCUCCACGCUGUUCUUCAGGCGGCGAACUCCAGUCAACGCCCGGGGCCGGAUGACUUCGGCCCUGAUCUUGAUGCUCAGUUCAAUUGGCUGGAGGGAUCAAUAGGAGUAAUUGAGCUCCAGCUAUCACAGGCCGCCACAGCAUCUUCAGCAUCAUCUGCAGACAAGCAAAAGUUCAUCCAGAUGGACUCGGUUUUGCGAGACUUGUGGAACGUCAUCCAGACCGGUUAUGCUGAAAUCAACAAGCGACAGGAGGAGAGGAGAAAGAACCGCGAAGAAGCCGGUAUCAAAGACGACGAUGAUGAUGCUUCGAGCGAUGAGGUUCCGUUCAGUCCCACCGAGGUGUACUCACUACAAGCCUUCCAGGAUAAGGUUCAGUGGCUGUACGCGCAGGCGACCAAUCUGAGGGAGCAAAAGUCGGUCCUCAAGAGGCAAAUCAAGCAGCAGCGUGAGCUGAAUAGUAAGUCGGACGCGCAAAAGGAUGCGGAACUCGCCAGCCGGAUGGACGAGUUGUCGGAAAUACGCACCAGGCUCCAGGCCAGCGACAAAGCGGCUCAGGAGAGCCAGCAGAAACUGGCCCAAGCACUCAAGGACUUGGAGGAUUUGAAGCAGCAGGAGUCGAUCAGCAUGGCAAACGUCAGCGCAUCGGCCAAGGAGCGGGAUGAGAAAUUACAGAAGAGCGAGGCCCAGAUAACAUCUCUGCAGGGCGAGAUCAAAGAGAUGGAAUCUCAGAUAGCAGCUCUUACAGCACAGAUUCGAGAGAGGGAAUCCCAGACAACAGCUCUUCAGGCACAGAUCCAAGAGAGGGAAUCUCAGUCAACAGCAUCACAGUCUCAGCUCCAAGAUAAGGAUGCUCAGAUUGCAGCUGCUGCACAACGGCUGCAAGAACGGGAAAAUAGGUUGGCAGCGAUCGAGGAGGAUCUCAAGGCUCGGGACGUGCAACUAGAAGGUCUCAGGAUCAUCAGCCAGGACUUGCAAGAGAAACUUGACCAGGUCGAGAAAGAACUCGAGUCGUUACGUCCGCAACUUCAGGCCGCCACGGAGGCCAAGGCUACCGCCGAAGCUGCCGCAGAAAAACUCGAAAAGGAGGCCAAGGAGAAAGAAGAGGAGCUUGAGCGCCUCAACAUAAUGGUGAUUGAGGUUAAGACAGAACUCACCUUUGCCAAGGCCGAACUCGACGGGGCGUACGGCUCCCGGUCGCAGAGGGCUGCAGAGGUGGCGGCUCUGGGCAGCACAGCAGAGGUAUCGGACCUCAAAGCACAGCAAGAGAAGCUCAAGGCGGAGCUUGCUAGCACCUUGUCGGAAUUCGAAGCCCUCACCAGGGAUACCAUCACGGCAGAGCGAGAGCGGUUCGACCUGGAGAGCAAGCUGGACGAUGCUCUCGCUGCCAAAGCCUCGCUCGAGGCCGAGGCUGCCGAGCUCAGAAACAAGCUUGAUAGCCAGGUCAGCAAGCUACAAGAUCAGCUGGAUGCCGAGAGGCUCAAGGCUACGUCCAUUACGGGGGCACCUGGCUCACCGAGGCCAGGCGCUGGUGCGUCCAUGUUGAGCGAGCAGUUCCGGGCAACGAUGAAGGAGGAGAGGCGGAAGUUCCAGGAGGAGCUGCGGAACGAACAAGCUCAACGAAGAAAGCUCGAGGACGAAAUACGUGCCCUCAAAAGAAGCCAGGGUCCUGGCAAGAGCCCUCUGAGUCCCAGGUAG